Molecule: messenger RNA, 534 nt
Organism: Cladophialophora bantiana CBS 173.52
Lineage: Eukaryota; Fungi; Ascomycota; Eurotiomycetes; Chaetothyriales; Herpotrichiellaceae
Exons: 1
Coding region: 1-534 (177 amino acids)
Source: RefSeq, a predicted model, not a curated record
AUGUUCUCAAUUCGGCCCUCUAAACGGCAAAAGCUCCAGCAUUCCGGUCCGAUAUCAAAUCCUAUCUACGUCUCCGACGACAAAUCCGAAUCCGAACCCGGCGAUCUCGGCUCACUCAGACCCGAUGCAGACUCUCUUAACCACUUUCUGUCCAGCCUCGACAACCUUAACCGUGAUGACUACCUAGCGACGCUGAUGGGGGAUGUGAAGAUUGUUGAAUCCCGUCUUGAUAUCUCCAGGGCCAAGGUGGAAGACCAUUCCAGAAAUCCAACGGCUUUGCAGCGGGAAAUUUGGUACGCCAAGCAAUUUUCCGACAUAGUCAAGGCUGGCGCGGAAGGACACGAUUCAAAAGUACCAGUGGAGAGUUCAUCCCAUGAGCAAACACCGAGCUCGCCGUACGAGAAAGACCGCCAGCUCACCGUGUGGGUUUUUCUCUUGGGCAGAUCGAGCGAUUGCUGCAUACUCAAGGGCCGGCCCUGUGCGUAUGCUCGUAAGUUAGGCAAAGCACUAAGUCGAUGGGCCGACGCGCUCUAA